Molecule: messenger RNA, 1188 nt
Organism: Brassica napus (rape)
Lineage: Eukaryota; Viridiplantae; Streptophyta; Magnoliopsida; Brassicales; Brassicaceae
Exons: 1
Coding region: 832-1176 (114 amino acids)
Source: RefSeq, a predicted model, not a curated record
AAUCACAUAACUCAAGGUUUAUUAAUGAAGAAGAGUGUUAUUUGAUUCCACAAUAUAAAACCUGUCUAGAUACUACUUACGGGCAGAAAAUAUAUCUUAGAACACAACUAUAGUCUCCAAGCAGCAUUAGAAUAGUUGGACAUCUUUGAUUUGACCAAAGUUAUGUCUUUAGAGGUCUUUAUAGAGGCAGGGUGGCAUGUGUCUCCAAACUCAUGACUGCUUUAAAAAACAAAUUUUAAAAGUACUGUAUGCAUGAAGCAUGAUGAUCAGUAUAUUACUCCUAAAUUAUACAAAACGGUUGAUUAACGAUUUGUUUUAACAUUUAACACCGAUAUACUAGGGUAUAUGCGUGAUCAGGAUAUACGAUUAAAAAGAUGUUGCUGACAAAAAAUAAAGAUUAAAAAAAUGUUAAAAUAUUUCAUAUGUAUUUUUGGGCGGUGAGCUGGUAAAUUGAAACUAAACUGUUAUCUUGUAAGCAUAUAUAAUACAUAGAACAUAGUAAUACCCUUAUACAACCUCAUAUUGCAAAUAAUAAUUAGGACGAUUAUGCAUUUACUAUGCAUUGGUAGCUGGAGGUCAAACUAUUUUGUAUAUCUUAAGCAUAUCUUAUUAUCUUAAUGAUUUGACUUACAAAUAAAACUGUAAUUAUUCUAAUUAAAAAAAUCAUAUAACUUGGGUACAACCGUACAAGUUAUAAGUUAGUGCACCAGCACUGUCUAAUGCCAUUACUACAAAUACUUUCUCAUCUUCAACUCCUCUCUUCAUUCUGAGAUCUCUAUAUUUUAAUUCACAAAAGAUCAUCAUCAUCGGAAAAACACUAAAAGCCAGAAAAUGACUCUCUUUAAAAGGCCAUGCGUGUACUCAAAGGUGCACAAGGAAGAUCCAGAAGAGGUGUUGCACCAACGAGCCAAGUUCUUGAUUUACAAAACGCUUCAAGAAGUGGACUUGGUUUCUCGGCGUUCUUCUCAUCCAUCGUCGUUUCUACGGAUGAAGCUUUUAAGGUUGAAGGUGGAGAUCGGAAAUAGUUUGACUAAGCUUCGUCGGAGCGUAGUAUCCGCUGUUGGAUUUGGCGGAAUUCGAAAGCAUUCUCAAAGCGGCAUGAGAGCCUUGAAGAAGAUGUUCCAGGGUGGUGCAACAAAGGGACUUCCUAGGCCUAUUUUCACUCUUGAAGUUUGAUAUUUCUUUAAU